Xenopus laevis (African clawed frog) is the source of this 1349-nucleotide messenger RNA. Its product is annotated as trichohyalin. Lineage: Eukaryota; Metazoa; Chordata; Amphibia; Anura; Pipidae. The transcript is spliced from 3 exons. The coding region runs from base 441 to 1067 and encodes 208 amino acids. The record is from RefSeq and is a predicted model, not a curated record.
AACUAACUAUCAGCAAUGUAACUAGAGGGGGCGGGCCCUGGCGCGGGAUGCACAGCCGGGCCCCCCCCUCUCCGUACAUCGGGAACCGGCAGAAUUAGUGACGCGCAAGCUGCCUGGGGGGCACUGAGGGGGUGUGGGCCCUGGCCCAAUCUCACCCCCUGCUCCCCCGGUAGUUACGCCACUGCUAACUACUGUAUAUUAGAAACAUUUCUGAUUUUACACAGCCUAUCUAUUUACCCAGUUUUUAUUUUUACACUGAACAAUUCCUUUAAAAUAAAAAGUUGGCAGUUUGUUUAUUGGGCGUGUGUGCAAGUGUCAGGUUGCCAAUGACACAGUGUUGUUCCUCUAGUAACAAGCCAAGAACAGGUGCAUGAAGAAGCAAAUCCCUGGUGGCACGAGAAAGUAACAAGCCAAGUACAGGUGCAUGAACAAGCAAAUCGAUGGUGGCACAAUUUCUAUUCUUCAAACAAGAAAGAUACCCAGCGAUGAACUGGUUGUGGCAUUUUUUCACCUCACACUUUGAACCCAGAAACCAUUGCCAAAAUGAGGGUUACACUGUAGGCAAUAUGUUGGUGCUGUGUGUUAUACUGGUAAUUCUCAUAACUUUAUUUUGGUAUCAGCCUAUGAGGCGUAACCUGUUGAAUAUUUUUGUUAACAAUUAUGAAAAUGACCAGAAUGUGGCGCCUUUGGCUCUGGAGAAUGAACAUCUGCGCCAGGAUCACAAUCGGUUGAUUGGGGAGAAUGAUCAACUAAGACAGGGUGGAGAACGUUUGAUUCAGGAGAAUGAUCAACUACGGCAGGACGGAGAACGUUUGAUUCAGGAGAAUCAUCAACUACGGCAGGAUGAAGAACGUUUGAUUCGGGAGAAUGAUCAACUACGGCAGGAUGGGGCACGUUUGAUUCCGGAGAAUGAUCAACUUCUCCAAGAGGUGGCACGUUUGAUUCCAGAGAAUGAUGAACUACAAGAGGAGAUAAACCAUAUGAUAGAGGACAAUGUCAACUUAGUACAGCAAAAUGCAAGGCUGGAGUAUGAAAAUAGGCGGCUGAGAGAUGGAAGAAAUGUCUGAUAUGAGCUGCUAUGUAAUCAAUGCUGCAAUUUGUAAAUAAUUGUCUCUAGAAAACUAAAGUGGAACCCCCAAGACGCAGAGUAAGGUUUCAUCUAAUAGUCAUAUUAAGUGAGUAUCCUUUUCUGACAUUUUUUGCACUGUAUCAGUUCUUUCAUGUUUCUUCGUUCAUGUCCUAGUAAAAUAAAGAUUGCAGCAUUCACUCUCAUAAUAAAUGCAGCGUGUCAUUUUUACCUUGUACCAGGCUGUAAAAUGCUACCCAGAAGGUAUGAGAUAACUUGGUAC